Molecule: messenger RNA, 1692 nt
Organism: Arabis nemorensis
Lineage: Eukaryota; Viridiplantae; Streptophyta; Magnoliopsida; Brassicales; Brassicaceae
Source: the annotation of a GenBank genome assembly
AUGGAGAUUGAUUCAAAACUUUACGUUCUACAAUAUCCUCUGAGACCGUCUUGGCGUCCAUACGAAAUGGAUGAACGAUGUGAAGCAGUUAGAGUGAAUCCUUCUACCUCCCAGGUGGAAAUUGAUUUGUCUUUGGAUGACCAGUCAAAUAACUUUGAUUCCAACAAAGCACGUGAAUUAAAUAUGACUAAGCAGACCUUGACAACAACCUGGAAGCCGCCUACUGCGUUGGAUUAUGUUGUUGGUGUUCUUUCGGGUGAUAAGUUACACUUCAACCCUGUUCAUGCUGUUGCUCAGCUCCGACCGUUGAUGCAGUAUUUUUCAUCCAUAAACAAGCAAGCCGAAGCUACUGAAGAAUCUGUUGGAACGUCGAAAAAACAGAAAAUAAUCGAGAAAAAGGGAGUGCAGGCGUCAACGGAUCAUAAACCAAUUCCUGAAGACAAUUGGGUUUCACUCAAGUAUCAUGGACUUCAAUCCGAUUUGUGCUCCAGAUAUCUUAAAGGAAUGAUGGCGAAUGAGAACUCUUCAAUAGACUUCAACAUGAGCCCUGAGGUUUAUAUCAACUCGCUGUGCCGUGGGGAAAGAAGCAGAAACUAUGAAUCGAAAGAUUCAUUGAAAAGGAUCAUGACCUCCCUACCGCUUGAAGAACGUGUGCAAAAGCUUCUCUGCCAGGGACCACCGUUAUUUCGAUACAAUGUUCUUAAGCAUUAUGCGCCAGAGUUCUCAGACGAGGAUUUCUUAAGGGUUCUCCAACAAUAUGCCUGGUUGGUUCAAGGUUUAUGGACUCCCAAAACUAGGCUACUAAAACUAGACGGCCCCCUAGAGCUUUCCAGGGAUUAUGUCUUGAUGCUGUUUAACAAGGAUUCAACCAUAAAGUUCUCUAACGUUGAAGCAACUGGUUCCCUUAGAGACAAAAUGAAAACUAUGUUGACUGUAUUUGCCAAGGAAAGACCUCUGUUACGUGAUUGGAAGUUCAGAGAGCCGACUGAUGUUUCCUUCCUUAAAUCGUACCCGGAAAUUGCCAAGGAGCAAGCAAGUUUUUGGCAAGCUAUGGAGGUCAAGCUUACAUCAGUUAUAACCAAAAAAGGAAAAAGUAUAGCUGAAAACAAGAAGAAUGUUGUAGUGAAAAAUCCUUCAGCUACAGCUAAACCAGAGCCCCCAACAAGACUCUCUGACAAAGGAGGAAGUUCAAGAAAUACAAUACCUUGUGUUGUUGGACAAGAAGAUAUUAUUAAGAGCGCGAUAACAAAGGCAUUGAAAAAGGUUUUUGAUGAACAUCACCAAGUUUGCAGCUACGAGACGAUCUGCCAAAGACUUAGGGAUCUUGCAGUUUCCACAUCGAAUAAUCCAAAAGCUGAUUCAGCUACCAGACAAUCUGCCAAAGACGUGGCGUUAGCUGUUGAUGCUCACAAGGAAGAGCUGAAACAAGUUAUAAAUGAAGUGGCUGUAGACAUUAACGGCUCUUUUGUCUCCAAGUCGUCUCCAUGCCAUCCACAAUUUGAUACUCUCAGGGAGGUGGUGAUCGAGCUCUUACAUGGGGUUGGACAUGGAAAGAAGCUUAUGAAGGCUCAUGUAUUUGAAGCAGGCAAGACCCGACUUGGUCGUGUAAUCACCAACAAUGAAUACCAAAAGGUGAUGCAGGACAUCUGUAAAACCAACUCUUCAGGAUGGGUUUUACAGAAAGCUAAAUGA